CACACACACACACACACACACACACCUCACCACCCGGCCGGCAGCAAAACCAUGGAAGGAAGCAGGCCGCCGUUCCGAGCGAUCCGGCCGAGCAAAGGUAAGGGAGGCCAUCUUACAUGUGCCAGUCAAGCGGCCAGGCUCGCCCACAUCCUUACACUACUGUCGUCGCUGCUCGUUUCUUGUGGAGUCGGCACCAUCCUUUUGUAAUGAAACUAAAAUGGUUCAACAUCUCCUUUGGAUUGUCAUUGGAUAAACUUCUGUAUCGCAAUAUAAAUCUCAUGCAAGAGCGAUGAGAGCGGAGGAGAGCGAGGCGGAAACGAGGCCGCCUGAGGCGAUCGCCGAUCUUCCGCGGUCGGCGCGCUCCUCGCCCGUAGGCGGCGCAGGGGGGCCGGCACAGAUCGGUUCUUGUUCUCUCAGUCCUCGCGCGGUGGUGUCGACGAGAGGGAAGGAUGGGCCGACGGGAUCUGGCGGGGACCAUGUCGCCUCGCCGCAGCUUGUCAGCGGACGGGAGGAGAGACGAUGGAAUCAAUGGCGGGUUUCUUUUGCUGACAGGUCGGAUCCGGGCGUAUGGAUCGAAGGGCGCCUUCGAUUAACUUUGCCUUCGCGCUGGAUGGCGCUCCUCGAUCUGGAGAAUGAAGUGCUCGCCGGCGACUACCUUCCGGACGGCGACGUGAUUGAGGUGGGGUUUCAAUUCAAUUUUGAUUCUUAUAUCGUGGUUGUCGGCGAUUGCGUGCAGAUCGACGUACGCACAAAGGCAACGGAGAUGAUUGACUUGACGGGGUACAUGGCGAUGGCGAUGGUGGAGCCGGGGGCGUCGACAUCUGCCCGCGAAGUUGCUUCCGGUGAUCGCCGGAGGGUGGGUGGGAGAUUUUGGGUGCUGGCGGAUGAUGACAGCGGGGAUGACGAGGUAGAUGACGGGCGCUCCGGAGGAUCGAUGACCUGCUCGCCUACUCCCUCGGAUAUUCUUUGUGAGGCUUGCUCCGGCCAAGAUGAGGAAGAGGUGGCAGAGAUGGUGGAGAAGGUCGUCCCUCCCGAGGACCCGGCAAGGAACGGACUGCAGUCCGGCGAGAAGUUGGAGCUGCUCCGGCGUGUCGUGCAUCGGAGGAUGGCGUCGAACGCACCUCGGCCCUGGAGGGGUCCAAUUCCCAAGGUGAGUCUUCCCAAACUUACUGUUUUUGAUCUGGUUGCGCCGGAGGCGUGGACGGCAGUGGUCAGACGGCAGAAGGGCGGUCGUGCGGCGGCUGGCCGGUAGCAGGCGGCGCCGGCGGCUUCGCUCGGGAUCGCGGCGGCGAGGGCCCUGCGUUUGAAAUCCUUGAUUGGCGCGUGUGGGCCUCCGGUGGCUACUGGGCCUCCUUCGGCUGGGUAUGUGGCCCAGUGCGAAGGGACUGCAGUUGGGUCGGGCCUCGUUUUACUGGAAAAGGACGUGAGGGAGGCAUGCAGUGGUCGACCCAGAUCAUCUUCUCCCUGCUCGCGCCGUAGGGUUCUGGUGCGGCGCCUCCCUCAUCGGCGGGCGGAUCCAGGCGGUCGUGCGCGUCGCAUUCCCCCGCUAGCGUCCAUGGCGGGACGUGGGGUGGCGGGGAAGAGACCGGCCGAGCUUCCCGUGACGGGUCGCGCUGGGACUGCGCCGGGCGGCGGUCGUGGUGCGGCGACUGCUGUGCCACCGCCAUCUGCGGCCAUCGGUUGUGGAGCUGGCCGGGGCGCGGUGCCCCCUAUGUCGCUUACGGGAGGGCGUGGCGGAACGGUGCCGGGUGCGGUCGUCGGGCGUAGUGCUACGGUGUCUGCCGGAGCUCGCGCACCGGUCAAUGCGGCCUCAGGAUCGGCGCCUGGUCGUGGUGGCCAGACUAGUGGGGCUGCGGGCCGGGGCGGCACGGCGACUAAGCCGCCAACGACAGGGGCGACGGGGGCUGUGGGGCAUCUGCCUAGGCAAGCACCGCCACCUAACUUCGUCACCAAACCUGUGGCUGGUGCUCAUGCCGCGCCUCGGGGACAAUGGGGAGACGAUGGUUUUGACGCGUAUGGGGCAGGUGUGCACCGUGGCUCGUCGUCAACGGGUGGCGGCCGAGGCUACGCUUGGCAGAGCGACGGUUCGGCCGAGCGUCCGUUUCUGGGCCCCCAGGGUGGUUUUGUUGAGGGUGCUUCUGGUCCGGAUGCUAGACAGCGUGGUGGCUUCCGUGGGCAUCGUGGUGGUCGGGGCGGGCGAGGGGCCCGGUACCGUCCACGACCGCCGCCUCCACCGGUCGUUGUCGAGCAGAUGACUGAUUACGGGGCUGCAGAGGAGCCUAUGUUGCCCGCCCACGCGAUGGAGGUAGUGACGGCUCUUGCUUCUGCUCCGGUUUCUGAGAAUGAGGUUUUGCCUGAUGUGUCCGCGGAGAUGAUGGACAAGGCUGAGUCUGAUAGAGCGUCCAAGUGGGCACGCAGGAAGGAAAAGAUGCUAUGCUAUCGUUGCGGAGACAAGGGUCACUUCAUUGCGGAGUGUGUGGCACGCUUGUGUGAUACCUGUGGUAAGCUGGCACAUGAAUCUGGGGAAUGUCCUUUACUGCGUGAUCAGGCCCCUUCACUCAAGAUGUAUGGAGUAUACUGUGCUGAGAUCACUUUUUUCGAGUCUCCGUCUGAGCACGAGGUGUCUGACGAGUCUCCGAGUAAGACCACGGGGAUUGUCAAGGUCACCAGAGGGGAGGUGUCUGAGGCACAGAUAGUGCAGAGGCUUCGAGAGCUGGCUCCUGGGGAUUUCCAGUGGGACCUUGUCGGUCUUGCUGAUAAGAUGUUCAGGGUCAAGUGCCCGUCUGUGGAGGAUCUGCAGCGGUUGCUGAGUUUUGGGAUGUGUAAGGUCCCGGGUACUGAUGGUAUCCUUGAGUUUCAGGAGUGGAAGCUUGUUGAGCCUCAGGGCAUACCGCUUACGCAAGCGUGGCUACGCUUUUCCGGGGCACCUUCCUCCCCACUGCAGGAUGCUCGGGUUGUGGCCAGUUUGGGCAUUCUUGUGGGGAAGCCUGAGCGUGUGGACAUGACUUUCACCAGAGCUCAAGGGAUUGCUCGGGUUUUGGUCAGUAUUUUGAAUGUUGAGUAUGUGCCGGAAGUGGUUAAAUGGGCUUAUCGAGGCAGGAUUUAUAAUCUGGUUAUUGAGUUUGAGGACGAGAGCCUGUUGUCUGCACUGGCUCACGUGUCUGAUGUUGAUAUGCAUGAGGGUGACGGUGGCGCGGGAGUUCAGGAACCGCCGGCCGAGGACUCUGGACGACAGCUGUCUAUGGGGCCGGGGUCCGACACCGCGACGACCGGGGAUGGGGCUGCUCAGCCCUCCUCGGUGCCUUCGAAGUCGCUGAGAUUUGGGUCCUUCGAACCUUUUUCUGCACCGCCGAGGUUGUCGAGCGAUCGGGUGGAGUCCGAGGAGGCCUUUGAGCUCGCUUUGCCUGCUUUGGAUUUUCUGGAUGCUGUGGACUCGGGUUCUGGGGAUCUCUGGGUUUCAUCACUUGCGGUCAGGGGGGCGGAGGAGGUGAGUCAGCAGGUGGCCACUCCCUCGUCUGGUCAGCGCGGGGUUCCCCCUCAGGAGACGCCGCAGCUUACAGGGCCUCGUGUGCAGGGAGGAGACAUAGGCCAGGCGGUCUCGGGUUCUUUUUGUGCUGAGGGCAGGGAUGCGGGGCAGGUGGCUCCCGUGUCCUCUUCUUCCCUGGGAGGAGGUCCGGGUCAGGAGGACUCGGAUGCUUCUUCUCCCGUGGUGUCUUCUUCUCAGAUGGUGCCGGUUUCGCCUUCGGGAGUGGGCUCGGGGCAGGCGGCUUCGGAGCUUUCUCCUAUGGUGGUGCCCUCUCCGGUGCAGGUUGGGGAGCCAGGACGGGCGGUCCUGGCUAUGUCUCCACCACCAUCGGCGAUGGCCUCGUCUGGUGCGGCGCGCCAGGCGUCCCUUCCUACUGGUGCCACUGUGGGGCGGCCCAUGCAGGGCGCUCGGACGGCGGGUUGGGGUGAGGCAGGAGGCCGUACCCCAUCCGCGAUCUCUCGGGAGGAGGUCAUUGCGUUUGGCGGGAUCCAGGAUCCCUUGUCUGAGGGGCGCCGGGUGAGUGACCGUCUCCAGGCACAUCCGGAUGUGGACGACAUCCAGCAACGUUCUGAGGCGGGGGUAGAGGAGGUCUCUACUGAGAUAGGCUUGGCAAGCCCCUCUGACACUGGGUAUGAGGACCAGUUGCAGAGUCAAGCUAUCCCAAAGCGCAAGUGGAAACGGAAGUUGUUUGGUCCUCCAGAAAACAAUUGUGUGUCUCUGGAUGAGUCCAGGGUUGAGGAUGUUCCUCAGCUCACAGUUGUGGAGAAUGAUGUUCUGACGGCUCCUUUUACCGAGAAAGAGGUAUUUGAGGCCGUUUCACAGAUGGAAACUAACAAAGCGCCGGGCCCAGAUGGAUUUCCAGCGGAGUUUUAUAAGAAAUGCUGGUUUAUCAUUAAAGCUUCAUCUUUUUCAGCUAAAUUUUGGAACGAUCACACUUCUUCCAAAGAAAACAGAGGCUGUGAGAAUUGA
Messenger RNA from Triticum aestivum (bread wheat), 4495 nucleotides. RefSeq lists its product as uncharacterized. The record is from RefSeq and is a predicted model, not a curated record. The coding region runs from base 1556 to 4495 and encodes 979 amino acids. The transcript has 5 exons. Gene Ontology annotation, molecular function: zinc ion binding; nucleic acid binding. NCBI's taxonomy places the organism in Eukaryota, Viridiplantae, Streptophyta, Magnoliopsida, Poales, Poaceae.